AUGGAGUAUUUAGUGCGGCUCGCCCAAUGUCAUGAGACAUUUCGACAGCCGGAGCUGCAGGCCGUGGCUACGCUGCUCGGCAUUGAACUGGAGACCAUGGCCUACAAUGAAUUUACACCAUUCUGUGUGGUUAAGUUGAAAGACGAAGCAGCGGCGCGCGCAUUGAUCUCGCGAAGUAUCCUGGCCAAGGAUAUUCUGGAACUCUGGGGCCAGGGCACUACCUAUGAAGAGCUACAUGCCGAUGUCCAUCAGCGAACGAAGGACCGAUGGGCAGACUACCACCUCGUCACGUACGCACUUGCUGUUGACUGCUUCGCGGGUAAGCGGAGUACAGCGAAGAAAAGGGAGAUUUUCGAAUCAUUUGACUACUUGAAUCUCAAAGGCGAGGUGCGGAUCAAGAACCCCGACGAGCAAUUCACCGUGGUUGAAGACUACGUGUCAGACGUCGAGGCAAAUGCCAUCGGCACAGAGAGGUCAUCCGAGCCACGGAUGAUUUACAUGGGGCGUUGGCUUGCAAAAAGCCCUCGGGAUAUCAUCCUGACUCACACUCUCAAGAAACGCAAGUACAUCAGCACGACGUCCAUGGAUGCGGAGUUGUCGUUGGUGACCGCAAAUAUGGCUCUUGCGGCUCCUGGAAAGGUCUUCUUUGAUCCUUUCGUUGGAGCUGGGAGCUUUUUGGUGGCGGCAUCGCACUUUGGUGCUUUGACUAUGGGCUCUGAUAUUGACCCUCGGGCUUUCCGUGGCAAGGAUCACGAGCGUAAGGAUGGAAUGGCGAUGCUGCAGAAUUUCAAGCAGUACAAUAUCGUCAGUCAGUUCCUGGAUGCAUUCACAUCGGAUGUCACAAAUACGCCUUUGAGAGAUACCGCUUUGCUGGAUGGUAUAAUCUGCGAUCCUCCAUACGGUGUUCGUGAAGGUCUUCGGGUUCUGGGAACUCGCGAUGGAAAGGUUAUUGAGCCGGUCGUCAUUGACGGAGUCCCUGCUCACUACCGAAAGGGGUACAUCCCACCGAAGCGACCAUAUGGAUUUGAAGCUUUGCAGAGGGACAUCCUUGAAUUUGCAGUUCGCAGGCUCGUCCCCAAUGGGCGGCUAGCGAUGUGGAUGCCGACAGCCAGCGACGAAGCCGUUGAAUUCCCGGUGCCUAUGCACCCGAAUUUGGAAGUAGUCAGUGUCUGUGUUCAGCCUUUCACCAACUGGUCUCGCCGGUUGAUGAUUUACCGUCGUCUACCGAAAGGAGAGACUUCCGACAUCACACUUGGAAGAAGCAGGACAGACGGCGAGGGUGUAUCUGCGGAUGAUCUCAAUGCCUUCCGGGUGAAAUACAACAAGCGAAACAGAACAGAGGAGAAGGAAAAUGCAACGCAAUGA
Molecule: messenger RNA, 1365 nt
Organism: Penicillium subrubescens
Lineage: Eukaryota; Fungi; Ascomycota; Eurotiomycetes; Eurotiales; Aspergillaceae
Product: tRNA (guanine-N2-)-methyltransferase
Exons: 5
Coding region: 1-1365 (454 amino acids)
Biological process (GO): methylation
Cellular component (GO): cytoplasm
Molecular function (GO): nucleic acid binding
Source: RefSeq, a predicted model, not a curated record